AUGCGGAAUUUUGUGUGGAAGUCGAUCAUCUGUAGAUUUGGACUCCCCCGCAUCCUUAUAUCUGAUAACGGUCGUCAGUUUGACAACAUCCGUUUCAGAAAAUUCUGCUCCGAGCUCGGCAUCAAUCACCGCAACACCCCAGUCGCCCAUCCACAAACAAAUGGAGAAACCGAAGUGACGAAUCGCACCAUCCUUCAGGGACUCAAAGCCAGGCUCGACCGGUCCAAGGGGCAAUGGGUUGAAGACCUCUACAAUGUCCUCUGGGCCUACAGAACAAUAUUUCGACUCCCCACCGGCGAGACCCCCUUCAACCUGGCAUACGAAACGGAAGCUGUUAGUCCUCUGGAAGUCGGGCUCCCCUCACCAAGAAUGGAACACUACAAUGCAGCCUCCAACUUCUCCCAACUCAGGGGCAACCUGGACCUCAUCGAGGAAACCAAGAAGGCGGCCCGAGUUCGUAUGGCGAGGUAUCAACGGAAAACAGCACAGUACUACAACUCCAGAGUAAAAGCCAAGCUCUUCAAAGUAGGAGAUCUCAUCCUCAGGAGGGCUGAGGCUUCUCAGCCCACCGAGCAGAAGAAACUAGCCCCCAAACUGGGAAGGACCUUACCGAAUCGUGCAAGUCCAACGGCCCGGAGCAUACAAAUUGGAGUCUCUUGA
Molecule: messenger RNA, 660 nt
Organism: Phoenix dactylifera (date palm)
Lineage: Eukaryota; Viridiplantae; Streptophyta; Magnoliopsida; Arecales; Arecaceae
Source: RefSeq, a predicted model, not a curated record